CAUUCCUUUAUCUCUCUUUUUUCCACAGCUCUCGAUCCUGCCGCCUGGGGUUUCAAGUCUGAUGAUCCCAAAGACAAACUAGAUCCAACGGAUGCCGAUUUUGUCGAUGUCAUACACACCGAUCCGUUUAUAUUUUCAUUUCUAACGCCGGUUGGUCAUGCCGAUUUCUAUCCAAAUUUAGAGACAAUUAUCCAGCCGGGUUGUAACUUUGGCGAGGAGAGGAGAAAUUGUAACCAUUUCCGUUCCGUGAUUUACUAUGCCGAAUCGAUUACAACGGAUGUGGGAUUUUGGUCAUAUUACUGCGGCAAUUUCCUGCAUUUCUUGUUGAAUAGAUGCUACCAUUUCGAAGAGGAAAACCAGUUGAUGGGUUACUAUGUCAGUAAUAAGUGAGUAGAUCGGAGCAUGCAGAAAGAAAGGGAGAAAUCAGGGAAGAAAAUAUAAAAAGUUGAUACAGGUCUUAUAUUUCAUCUGCCUCUGUCCGUUAAAUUGGAGUUUCGUUAAUGAAACUUUGUGUGUCUGCCUCCGGAAAUUUGGG
Musca domestica (house fly) is the source of this 535-nucleotide messenger RNA. Its product is annotated as inactive pancreatic lipase-related protein 1. Lineage: Eukaryota; Metazoa; Arthropoda; Insecta; Diptera; Muscidae. The transcript has 2 exons. Gene Ontology annotation, molecular function: lipase activity. The annotation marks the transcript as partial. The record is from RefSeq and is a predicted model, not a curated record.